AUGCUCGCUAUCGCAACAGCUUCUCUUCUUUUGGCCUCCACUGCCUUUGCGCAGUCGACGACGACUUUUCCUGACGGUGUUGUCGCCACCGGCACUAUGGGUGUCACUAACCCUCCUGAACCUACCACCGGCACCGCUAUCAACCAAACUUCCUUCUCCAGGUUAUUGAGUAUCAACUCUGUCGAUGACUGGUGUAUUUUCGCUCCUCCCGAGAGCCAGGACAUUGCCGACUCAGAAACUAUUGAGGUCGCUUGGUGUACUCAACAAAGAAACGAUGCCAGGGUUAUUCCUGAUGGAACAAUUUCAGGUGUCAGUUUGUUGAAGACUGAUAUGUACGUCCAGAUCAUGGGCUACGGUGACCUCACCAAAAUCAACAUUCCCUCUGGUGACUGGGGAGGUGAACUCGACCCUCACGGUGCCUACGGCUCUGGUAAUCCCAUCGGCGGAAAUGUCACCACUAACAUGACCAUCGACGGUGAAACCAUUAACGUUGCCGAAUGGAUGCUUUACGUCUCCUACGAGCAAUUCUGUUUCCGUGCUUGCACUUGGGCCAAUUCAACGUACAGCGCCGCUGCCAUGUGCUGGCACGAGCUUGAUGAGAUGGGUUGUGAAUUUGUCAUGCCCGGUAAUUACAACUUCAACGGUACUUUCGAGACUUGUGAAGCCGAUGUUGCAUACCCUCCUGGAUGGUAUGUUGAGGGCUCUUCCGAUGGGACCACCUCGUUCUCCUCCUUCGCUCAGUACUGGACCGGUGUCGUUGAUGGAGUCACAUAUACUCAGGGUGAUCUCGUCACUCCCUCCACUGUUCAGUCCACUCCCUCGUCGUCCAACUGCCAGACCGUUGCCACUAUCUCCAACGGAAUUGAUCUGGCAUCCCUUGGUGUCACGGGUGCUGCAACUGCGACUGGUAGCGGCGCGACUGCGACUGCCACCGGAAGCGCUGCCACUGCUACUGGUACUGCUGGUGCUGCCUCUGGUUCAUCUUCGGGCUCGACAACCGCUGCAGCCUCUUCGUCGAGCAACGCUGCUGCUUCAGGCGCUCGUGUCUUCCAAGCUGGUAUGUCAGAGGGUCUCACCGUAUUGUCGAUGAUCUCCGCCAUUGCCGCGAUCGCUGCCUUCCAUUAA
Molecule: messenger RNA, 1125 nt
Organism: Lentinula edodes (shiitake mushroom)
Lineage: Eukaryota; Fungi; Basidiomycota; Agaricomycetes; Agaricales; Omphalotaceae
Exons: 2
Coding region: 1-1125 (374 amino acids)
Source: RefSeq, a predicted model, not a curated record